This is a messenger RNA of Exophiala oligosperma, 1674 nucleotides long. RefSeq lists its product as hypothetical. NCBI's taxonomy places the organism in Eukaryota, Fungi, Ascomycota, Eurotiomycetes, Chaetothyriales, Herpotrichiellaceae. Gene Ontology annotation, cellular component: cytoplasm. The coding region runs from base 829 to 1674 and encodes 281 amino acids. The record is from RefSeq and is a predicted model, not a curated record. Gene Ontology annotation, molecular function: oxidoreductase activity, acting on the CH-OH group of donors, NAD or NADP as acceptor. The transcript is spliced from 4 exons.
GGUUUAAAGCAUAGGCCAGAUUAAAAAAUCUAGGUCGAGACGAAGACCAGAAAAAGAUUGCCUGUAUCCUCAUUUCCUCGUCAACAAACUAGCCUGCAAUCCAUUGAUCUUUUCAAAGGGGCGAUUCGAUCCCGAGGUCGAGUACUUGUUAAAUGAGGAUUGUCAGACAAACGAACCCAGGCACAAAAUCAGGCAGAAUACGUCCAUAUCAUAUUUUGUCUGACACGCUUUUCAUUGUUGGCGUUUCCUCUUCUUUAACCCAAUCCAACCCAACGGGAACAUCACGACGCAGGAAGGACUGCAGACUCUGUGAUCGCAUGCCCUCCACUUGCCCCAUAAGUGACUUCCACGGAACCGAGAGCAUCGACACGAGAAUACUAGAAUACAGUACCUGAAUCUCAAUGAAUUUGCAUCUCCGCACGAUAUCUCGGAACCGUGGAUUUUCUGGGGAAAUUUCCAACUUCUUGGACCUCACCUGCCCCGCAAAAGGGCCCUUCACCGAGGCUGUCACUUACAUGUUCAUGGUCGCGUAGCACAGCCUGAUGGCUUCUCCAGCUGCGAGGAGCUCGCGGACUGAUGGCUAACCCCUCACAACUGGAGCUCAAGUGGAACACAGUUCAGCACAUUUCCAUACUGUCGGUUUGUUCUGUUCCGAGGUAGGUGUCCACCUGAUCGAUAUACAUACCUGACCGUGCCUGGACAUAAGUGACCUUCAUCAAAACCUUCCUCAGACUUAAUCCCUGCCCUGCAUAACCAUAUUCGAAUAAUCUUGUUGAUACUCCCAUCUGCCUGAUCCACAGAAUCCAGCUCGAAGAUCAUCAGUUCAGAAUGUCGGGAGAGUAUGCUUACUUGACGGGCGGCGCCAGUGGUAUAGGCCGCGCUGUUGCUGAAAUGCUAGUCAAGCACAACAUCAAAGUCUUCAUCGCCGAUCGCGACCUCGACGGCGCCCAAAAGCUCGCCGACGAACUCAAUCAAAAAGGCCCAGUCGCGAAAUGUGCGCACGUAGACGUCGCAGACUGGAACUCACAAGCCAAAGCUUUCAGCCAAGCCGUAGCAGACUUUGGACGGAUCGAUUACGUAUAUCCGAUCGCCGGUGUGGGCGAGCGCGCUUCAAUCAUCAACAACCCUUCACAGACUGGAUUCGAAAUGCCAGAUCUAUCUGUGAUUGAUAUCGAUCUUACCGGCGUCUUGUACACGGUCUCCUUGGCGAUACAGCAAUUCCGAAAGCAACAGCCUGGCAAGAACGGAUUCAGGGGCAAGAUUGGCUGUGUCGCGAGUAUCUGUGGCUUGUAUGCCGUACCGACCGUGCCCAUCUAUACCACAGCUAAGCAUGGCGUCGUCGGCCUCACUCGCUCAUAUGGACAUUAUCUUCCCGAGGAGAAGAUCACCAUGAACGCCGUUUGUCCCAAUGUUGUUCGCACAAAUAUUUCAACAUCCGCCUUUUACGAUACUCUCGACAAAGAAGGAGUAUUGGCUCCAAUUGAAGGUGUGGUGGAUGUAUUUGAGAAGCUACUCGGUGACAGUCCAACGUCAGGAGAGUGUUUCGAGGUAGGACCGAACUAUAAAACCCAAGGUGCCGUUCCGAGAAAGGCGCCCGAGUUUCUCGACAAGGAAAGUAAGAGGGUGUGUGAGUUGAUAGAGAAGAGAUCGCACAAGCUGCACGAGCCUCGUUGA